This is a messenger RNA of Myxozyma melibiosi, 873 nucleotides long. RefSeq lists its product as uncharacterized. Gene Ontology annotation, molecular function: sequence-specific DNA binding. The record is from RefSeq and is a predicted model, not a curated record. The transcript has a single exon. NCBI's taxonomy places the organism in Eukaryota, Fungi, Ascomycota, Lipomycetes, Lipomycetales, Lipomycetaceae. Gene Ontology annotation, biological process: positive regulation of transcription from RNA polymerase II promoter by glucose. Gene Ontology annotation, cellular component: nucleus. The coding region runs from base 1 to 873 and encodes 290 amino acids.
AUGGCCAAGUCUGCUCUGUCCGCGGCGCUUUCCGCAUAUGCGGGUCCCGACGCGCCGCAGCUGCCCCGCGUUCGCCGUGGAUCCGCCUCCGCGUUCUCGUCCUCCUCGCCCGGUCCGCGCGACUCGGCCCUGAGCUCCAGCUUCGGCAGCUCGUACGGGAUCGGCAAGCAGCAGCAGCAGCAGCAGCGCAGACGUCCGUCGGCAACGAGCCACGGCAAGGCGUCUGAACAACGCCGUGUUUCCGGAAGCGUCUCGCCCGCCACCUUGAAGCCCGUCAGCGGCGGGUCGUCCCGCGCCAGCGUACCGGUCUCGCCGAAUAUGUUUCCGUUCUCGCCUCCAUUGUCGGGCGUGCGCGUGCUGCGAGACCAGCGUCGGCGCGGCAGCUCGGUGGUGACGACGACGAUUCUGAGUCCCUACGAUGGCGAUCUCAUGUUCUCGUCAUCAUUCGACGACCGCGACAGCGUGCUUGGCGAAGAAGACGAGAUCGAUAUGGACAACAUGGACGUCGACGACAUGGAUCUCGACGGCGACCGGCGCUUCCACAGCGACGCAGAGAGCGACACCGACGAAGAGGAUUGGCAGUCGGCGGGCGUGGAGUCGCUCCGCCGCGGCAACGCCUUCCACCUCAUGCAGCGCGACACGGUCUCGUCUGUGUCGUCGGACUCGAUGUUUUCAUCGCGCACCUCGGUCUCGUCCUUUGGCGACUCGAAGGUGUCUGUCUUCUCGCAGUCGGUGCCGGCUGUGGCGAUGGUCAAGCCCAAGACUUUGCCGACCGGGCAGAUCCCCGCCGGCUUUGGCUCACACAAGGAGAAUGUGCCGGUUGACCGUGAAGCCGAUGCAAUCCAGGCAUUAGUGCAGCUACGGUCUUUGUAA